GGCGCGUCUACAAAACCUUAUGAAGCCUGGCUGCCAUAUCGACAUCUCGGACCGGCAUUCUCUAUUCCACUUUCAAUCACAUAUCGAGAUCACCAGAAGACCUUGCAUCACAUUAGAUCAUACCAAUUUUCGAACAAGUAGAGCGAAAGUCAUUGGCUCACUUGACUGUUUGUUGCCUCGUCUGGCCACGUCCACACGCGGAUAGACUUGGUGGCUUAGAUCAACAACGUCUUCACACGCUCCAACAAACAUCUGUCGUCAACACGAUACCAAGCACCGAUAUUGCCAGCUGUCUAUGUUGAUUGUGUUCAAAGAGCUGGGCUCUCACGACCACUUCCACCUGCAAUGGCUCUCACACCGCAACCAAAUGAGCACGCGACCAUGGAGAACAUUCCACCACGAAACGCUUGGCCAGGGUCACUUCGACUCCCUUCGCCAAAUCCGCCGAGGUGCAGACAGAUCACUAUCUUUGGUGGCGGCACAGCUACCAAUCAUCUCGUUGAUGUCUUUACAAAUCUUGCUCAAGCCAACAGCAGUGUGCUCAACUACGUCAUACCCAUCAGUGAUAAUGGUGGCAGCUCGAGCGAACUGAUUCGAGUCUUUGGCGGCCCUGGUAUUGGUGAUCUGCGCAGCAGAUUGGUCCGCUUGAUUCCUGAUAGUGGCGACCCCUCAUCCGAAGCCUCCGCCAUCAAAGAACUAUUUAAUCACCGCCUCCCUUCCGAGCCUAAAGAAGCACGUCUCGAGUGGCUAGAGAUAGUCGAAUCUCUUCACCCCCUAUGGCGACAAAUCUCUACGCCUAAAAAGGAGCUGAUCAGGAGCUUUCUCAACUUGGUCAAUCAGGAGAUUGUCAAACGCAUGAGACCGAGCUCGAGAUUCGAUUUCUCAUCUGCAAGUAUUGGCAAUCUGUUCCUAACCGGAGCACGUCUCUUCUCUGGAAGCUUGGAAUCAGCAAUCUACCUCCUCAGCAGCAUCUGCUCCGUCCCCGAAACCAUAACAGUCCUCCCCGCCAUAAACACAAAUUUCUCCCACCACAUCUCCGUCUCCCUCCAAGAUGGCACCCACAUAACAGGUCAAAACAACAUCUCUCACCCCUCAGCUCCUUCCUCUCUCCCCGAAACUUUGCCUCGCUCUCCAACAGCCUUACGUCUCGAAACCGAAGAAUCAGAUAAUGUAGAAGAUGCCUCUUUGCCAGGCUCAUUACCUUCUCUCCGCAAACCUGCUAUCAAAUUCUCGAAAUCGCAGGAAGAAGAGUUAUCAGCCAGGAUUGAACGACUGUGGUAUAUCAAUCCUUAUGGACAGGAAAUGUCUUGUCCGGCAAACCCUCGCGUCCUGGAAGCUCUGGCCAAAUCAUCGACGAUAAUCUACAGCAUUGGAUCGCUGUUUACUUCCAUCAUCCCUAGUAUCAUCUUACGGGGUGUGGGUGCUGCUAUCUCUUCGCCGCAUAUUAGGAAUAAGAUUCUUAUUCUCAACAGCAGUAUCGAUAGGGAGACUGGACCGCUGGCUCAGCCUUUCACGGCCAUGGACUUUAUCGCUGCUAUAGCGAAUGCAUGUGCGGAGAGUAGAGGCUUGAAAGCGCCAGAGACGAAAGACUAUUGGAUGUAUGUCACGCAUCUUAUUUACAUAGAGGCAAAAGAGGCACCUAAAGUGGACAAAGAUGACCUUGUUGGUGCGGGGAUUGAGGGAAUCCGAGUCUAUGGUUUGGGUGGGAAAUACGAUGAUAGAGGCCUGGAACAGACUUUGAAGAUGAUUUUGGGCAAAGGGGAGCAGGUUGGAGUGAGAAGUAGGAGGAAUACGGUACAGAGGUAACUCGAGAAUGACUUUCGAGGCAAGAGGCCAUCACUGCGGGAGGAGCAACACCUUUGGGGAAGGAUGGCUUAUUAUUGGGGACGAUGAGAAAUGGAAUUUAGGAAACUCGACAUUAUGCUAUAUCCGUUACUGCAUGCGCGUGGAAUCAAAAUCCAACCUUGGGGACUCCUGAACUCGACGAAAAUGGAGUCUACUCCUCAGGGUCGCGACCGCCUUGCU
Molecule: messenger RNA, 2025 nt
Organism: Aureobasidium subglaciale EXF-2481
Lineage: Eukaryota; Fungi; Ascomycota; Dothideomycetes; Dothideales; Saccotheciaceae
Exons: 5
Coding region: 346-1806 (486 amino acids)
Molecular function (GO): LPPG:FO 2-phospho-L-lactate transferase activity
Source: RefSeq, a predicted model, not a curated record